CGCGAGAAUAGUUGUCAUAAUUCCUAACCUGUAAACAGCCGAGGAAGAAAAGUUAAUUAAUGUUAUUUGGUUAAAAUUAUACUAUUAUUAUUUACCAAUGGCAAAAGUAAAGAACAAGAGAAAUGCUGGAGCUGCAGACAAAGCUCAGCAAAAGAGGAAAACGGAAGCGACCAAGAAGAAACUAAACCCAUUUGAAGUGCACAUAAACAGAGAAAAACACAAGGUUUUGGGAAAGAAAUCCAAACAUGACAGGGGAUUGCCUGGUGUUUCACGUGCUAAAGCUAUACAAAAGAGAAAAGAGACUCUCGGCACGGAGAUGAAGCUGAUGCAUAAAACGAACACGUUCAUAGACAAGCGUAUAGGUGAGAAGAACAGUGAGUUAUCGGCUGAGGACAGGAUGGUCGCCCGGUUUGCUGCCGAGCGGGUGAAGCAACAUAGUAGGAAGAAUAUUUAUAAUCUGGCUGAUGAUGAGGUGUUGACACACAGGGGCCAAACUUUAGAGCAAAUAGAGAAGUUUGAUGAUCCACGCUCCGAUGAAGAAGAUGAAUCAGGAUUCAAGGGAUUGGAUGAUGACUUCGUCGCUGAAGGCCACUUUGGUGGUGGCGUCCUCUCCAAGUCCGAUAAAGACGGAGCCAAGUCCCACAAGGACCUCAUCGAGCAGCUGAUAGCGGAGUCCAAGAAGAGGAAAGCAGAAAAGCAGAAAGAGAAAGAACAGACUUUAGACUUGACGGAGAAGCUGGACAGUGAGUGGAAGGAUCUGCAACCGGUUGUGUUUAAGAAGAUGCGAGUAGAGGAAGAGUCGGCCAUAGACAAAGUGCUCAACAAAGCGGAGAAAAACAGCCAGGACUACGAUAAGAUGAUGCGGGAAUUACGCUUCGAAAAGCGGGGCACGCCAUCGGAUGCAAUAAAGAGCGACGAAAAAUUAGAAAAAGAGGAACAAAUAAGGAUAGCCCAACUUGAGAAAGAGAGGGAAAUAAGGAUGAGAGGAGAUUACGAGGAAUCGGCUAAAGUCGAGACAGCUAAGAAGCACCGGUCGGCUGAUGAUCUCGACGAUAACUUUGAGCUGGAGGACGAGAAAGAGUUCAUGCUCGCGUACGACAAGGACGGAAAACCACUUGUGCCUGACCACAUACUCAACGACUAUUCAGUUCCCAAUGCCCAAAAACAAUAUGACGAUGGUUUGACUGAGUCAGAAGACGACGACGAUGAUGAUGAUGAUGAUGAGGAAAAUGAAGGAAACAGUGACAAUGAUGAUGAUGAAAGUGGCGACGAGGAAGAGAGUGGAAAAGAAGAAACAGCCAGCAAAAGUAAAAACGAUACCAAAAGUGAUAAAAAAGUAGUGAGCGAUGGCAAAGAAAAAUCUGGAGAUACAGAAAAGAGUAUAUUAUUUAAAGAUUCAGAUAGUAGCGAAGAAGAAUCCGAAGAAUCAGACGAAGAUGAUGAACCAGAUAGUAAAACCCCUCAAAUUGAUUCCAAAGUAAAAACUAAUACUGAAAAAUCUGAAGAUGAGAGGUCUGAUGACAGUGAUGAAGAAAGCGAAAAACAAGAAACUAAUAAAAUAACAAGUAAAGCUGAAUUUAAACCUAAAAUAAAUACUGAUGGCACCGGAGAUGACAAUUCUAAAGCAAAAAAUAGUAAAAGUAGUGCGAAAAUAGAUCUCAACUGUAAAAGUGAUGAUUCUGACGAGGAAUCUAGCGAAGAAAAUGACGGUGACGUUGAAAUGGAAAAUAAAAGUGAAAGUAACAAAAAUGAGAAUAUAAAGAAAUCUAAAGUUGAACUCAAUUCUGAUAGCGAAGAAGAUUCAAGUGAAGAAGAAGAAUCAGAAACAGAAGAGACUCAGAAUAAUUUACAGAAGAAAGUUUUAAAUGAUAAACGUAAGAAACUUAUCGGUGAUUCGGACAGUGAAGAUGACAAUAAACAGACUAAAGACGAAAGCGAGGAUGAGAUUGAUGAACAAUUGAAGUCAUAUUUAGGAAAGACUGCGGAAUACGAAAACUUUAAGGAAUUGUUAUCAGGAAAAAAUCCAACACAGCAAGCCACAGCCAUCCAGAAAUUAAUAAAAACCUACGACCCAAGUCUUGGCGAAAAUAACAAAGACAAACUAUCAAGAUUAUUCGCAAACAUGCUUCAAUAUGUCAACGAUUUAUUCGCCAAUCUAAAGAACGAAGGGGAACUCAUGAAAUCAUUCUUGAUAUUUAACGACAUAACAAAGCAUUUCUAUGACAUUGCACAUAUUAAUAAAGUAUCAUCAAGAAAAUUCUUUGCAGAAUUAUUAAAAGAGAAAUAUGAAGCAUACAGGAAAAGGCCAAAGCGAAUACCGGAUAUGGAUACAUUAAUAUUCUUCAAAUUAAUUUCUAUACUGUAUCCCACUUCUGAUUUCCGGCAUCCUCUCACGUCGCCAUCUUUGACUUUCAUGUCUCAAAUUUUACAUUCAUGCAGAUUUAGAGAUGCGUAUUCGAUAUCACGAGGACUAUUCUUAGUUACUCUAAUCUUAGAAUACACGGUUUUAUCAAAAAGAUUUGUACCGUCUGCUAUAAAUUUUAUCAGAGGCAUUCUGUAUUUGAGCGCAAAAACGACCGUUUUAAAUCCGAUAAAAGUCGUUCCACCGUUCCGUUUGCAUAAGGACGCGAAGAUUUUAAAUUUGGAAGACGACUGUUCGAAAUUGAAAGGCGAAUGGAAAAUGAAUCUUAACGAUUUGUUGACAGAUACCAUAGACAAUGGAUUUAAAAUUCGAAUAGUUUAUAACUCCAUAAUGAUUUUGAGGGAGUUUUUCGAGCAUUGUGGUGAAAUGGAGGCACAGGAGUGUAUGUUUCGGCCGCAUAUUCAGUUGAUGAGUAGAUUGGAUGUCGAGUUGUAUCCUAAAAAGAUAGCAAGUGCCAUUGAAGAAACUAUUAAAUAUAUGAAGGGUACUUUGGAGGUGAAGACCUAUACGCCUUUGACUAGUGCCAAGGCGAAACCGAAGGUUUUGAGGUUAUAUGAACCGGAUAUACAGGAAGUGUUCACCGGAAGUAAGAGUUCUAAACUGUCGCGAGAAACUGCCGAGCGGCAGCGCUUGCAACACAAGAUCAAACGAGAAAUGAAGGGGGCGAUCAGAGAAAUAAGAAGGGAUAAGGCGUACGUCGCUUCUGUCAAGAUCAGGAAUAAGAUACAGAGCGACAACAUGCGAAAGGAAAAGGUGAAGCAGAUCUACAAGGACGCGUCCAUACAGCAAGGGGAGCUCAACAAAAUGAAACGGGGGAAAUGAUGUGUAUUUGUGUAAAAUA
Molecule: messenger RNA, 3263 nt
Organism: Cydia amplana
Lineage: Eukaryota; Metazoa; Arthropoda; Insecta; Lepidoptera; Tortricidae
Product: nucleolar protein 14 homolog
Exons: 11
Coding region: 98-3244 (1048 amino acids)
Biological process (GO): maturation of SSU-rRNA
Cellular component (GO): Noc4p-Nop14p complex; nucleolus; small-subunit processome
Source: RefSeq, a predicted model, not a curated record